This is a messenger RNA of Homarus americanus (American lobster), 632 nucleotides long. RefSeq lists its product as uncharacterized. The transcript is spliced from 2 exons. The coding region runs from base 23 to 466 and encodes 147 amino acids. Lineage: Eukaryota; Metazoa; Arthropoda; Malacostraca; Decapoda; Nephropidae. The record is from RefSeq and is a predicted model, not a curated record.
CAGCUCUUCUCGUCCCGCCAACAUGAACUCUCUGGUGGUAGUGGUGCUGGUGGCGGUGAUGGUGGCAGGGGUGACAGGGGCAGGUCGCAGUAGGAGAUCUGCAAGUCCUGAUCCCUGGCACAGCGUCCCUAUACCGUAUGUGCGGCCCCACGUCGUACAAUACACUCAGCCCAGGUACGUCGUCCAGCAUUCAGUCGUCGUGCCGCAUCACCCCGUGUGGCCUCAUGAUGACGAAGACGACCAUUACGACCGCAAGAAGCGCAGCGCUCCAGCUGAUGAAUCCGCCAGUCGCCAGAAGAGAUCUGCGGACUUCGACGACGACCUGCUGUGGUACCGCCCCGCAGUGAGCCCCGUCGUGUAUUCAAGACCUGUGGUGCGGCCUUUCGUGCAGACCGCCGCGGUGCGCCCCACCUUCUUCCACCCGGGCCACCUCGUCUUGGGACAUGGCUACUAUGAAGACAAGUAAACAGGAUGGCAAUAAUUCUCCAGGAUUAUCUGGUCCAGCUGCUGAAUCUUGUCACCAUUUGGCCUCACAAUUCUCAGUAAAAUCAAGGCAUUGUCAAAACCACAGUUGCUGAUCCGUGGCCAUUUUUGUAAUUACAGUAAUUUGAUCAAUAAAAUUUUCAGUGCAA